AUGUCAGCCAAGUUCAACCAAGCAACGGCGACGUCAAGCCUUGACCACCACCUUGACCCACGAUUUGAAACCCAGGUUUCCGUUCUGUCCCUACCAUCUCUGAAGGAUACUCAAGAGCUUCAGAGAAACGGAAACCAGUGGUGGAUCGGCCUGAUGCAUGUCUCUCUCAUGGCACCAGAGGAAAGCGCGACUGGCUUCGUUGCUCAAAAGUUCCGGAGACGAAGAUGCGGACGGUAUAGCCCUGGAUCGGCUCAUGCACGGACAAAGUCGAAAACUACCGAGAUCGACGGUUUACGAUUCAAAGAUAAAGAUUUAGCUGUUGUAGGAACAUUGGAAUAUGGACAAUUCGGUGUCGUACGUCUUCCUUCUCAUCUGGUGUCUGCAGAGCUCAUCGGUACCCUUGUUGUCAAGAUCGACGUCGUGUCAUGUCGGUUGAACAACCGCGUUUAUGUCCGCAAGAGCAUCGAGAAGAAAUUUGCGCUCAGGACGCGUGAUCAAUGCUCUCCUCAAUUCGAGCGCGACCUAUUGCUUCAAGCUCUAAAGACGGAUUCCCCAUGGGCGCCACAUCUCCUCUGUGCUUUCCAAACUCCAACACACCUCAAUCUCGUCAUGGACUACGCGGAAGGAGGAACUCUAUGGGAUGUCCUGGAAUCAAGCCCUCAUGAUGGUCGUGUGCUGGAAUCGGACCUGAAGUGGUGGGCUCCUCAGGUCGUUAGCGCGAUUCAUUGGUGUCAUUCGCAGGGAUUUGCGCAUCGCGACAUCAAACCACACAACUUCGUCCUUACGCCAGACGCUCAUGUUCUGCUCAUCGAUUUUGGAUCAACAGCUCCUCUCCUUCCUCCUCGAGCUGAUGGCACCCAAUUCCUUCCCAAGAAGCAUUGCCUCGUCCCCUGUGGCACCUGCGACUACAUAUCACCUGAGAUCUUGCUGGCGCAUGAAGAGGCGUUGGUGGCGCUCGAGAUGGACGAUGAAGAUGUGCCUGGACCUGCGAGACCAGUGCAAACGGAGGGCUAUGGGGUGGAGACGGAUUGGUGGAGUCUUGGCGCGAUGCUGUAUGAGAUGGCGUACGGGGUUGCGCCCUUUUUCGCCAACGACAUUCGGACGACAUACCUACGGAUCAUGAAUCAUGAGAAGAGCCUUCGGUUUGAUCAGACAAUCACGAUAUCCCAUGAAUUUCAACAUUUUCUUCGUCGAUUACUGACCAAUGCAGAAAGACGGCUGGGACGUCGAAAUGUCAUGGAAAUCACGGACCAUCCGGUUUUCGUAGAUGUGGAUUGGACAACGCUGCCGAACCAAACGGCACCACCCCACCUUCAUUUACCUCAAUUCACCUAUACCGAACCUAAAGGCUCGGCUGAUCAAGCACCUCCUGUACCCGUGCAGCGCCAACAGGAAUAUGACGACUCGGCUUCGCUAUCACAAGGCUUCGCGUUUUCCGUAUUCUUCCAACAGUCAUCCUCCGUCUCGCCUGGUCUGUCCAUCCUCAAGCCUAGUCCAGGACCUGAUCUGCAAUCCUCGCGAUCAUGGAAGGACAACUCAAACUCAGCCUCCAGUUUCAUUGGGUUUUCAUGGGGUCCGCCUAUCGAUGCCUUUCCGGAGGAGGAGGAAGAGCCAGCCACCAGCCCCGGUGUCCACACCACACCCCGACCAUUUCUACGAACACCUUUGCAAGCCUCCCAGCGGACGCCUCUUCCAGACAGCCGCUUCAAUACACUCACCGUUCCCUUGACCUGGGGCCCUGGUGCUUUCUCGACGCCUGGUCCGCUACAUGCUUACAACACCCCUAUGAAACCUUACGCGAUGUCUCCUCAUGCAACCCUUCCUCGCACCAGCACGGUUCGCAGGACAGCACCACGCCGGAACGUCUCGGACAGACAGGCGAUGAAGCAGCUCGUCGAUUGCAUCGGGAUGAGUGCGAGGAAGAAGGUGCUGGAGAGCGGAAGGAAGCCGAAAAUCCUUGGUGUAUUUGGGACCCGAAGCAGUGCGAGUGGGACGACAGGGCAUAACACCAAAUCGACCACGACAAAGCAGCUCCGUUUCGACCGAAAUACGGCGCCCAUCCCAGGGCCCGACUACAGCGUGGCGAGCUCGACACGAUCACGAUCACGCUCGAUGCUGCUGCCCCAGCCGCCAAAUUUCAACCCCCUCCCACCCAAUAAGACCCACGACCCGAACGACACCUCUGAUAUAUAUUACUACUCCAACAAUUCGAUACGACCUUCCGCUCAGAACCCCGACUUCUACACCUCUGGCUCUGAAUCCGGCUCUGAGGGUGGCGGACCGCCCAGCCCCAGUCCGAGCCCCCGUCCGGGGUCGGCCAUGUCGACGACGAUGAUGUCGCGACGCAGCGCAACGCCGACGGUCAGUGGGUAUUUGAGUGGGCCUGGAUCAGGACGCAUGCGUUCGGGCUCAGGCUCGCUGUUGGUGCCGCUGGCAGACAGGAGCACGACGGUCACGAUGACCAACACGACGUCGGCGCUGCUGAGCAUCCCAUCUGCUGGUCCGGCAAACUUGGAGUUCAGGCUGUGUCAGCCGCCUGCGAUCUCUUCGCUAAUGGAGAAAGUGCCGCCGCCGCCGUCGACAGCUAUGAAGAGGAAUCUUUCGAGUCGGUCGUUCGUGUUGGGCAAAGAUUCUGAUAAACAUAGCAGGACAACGGCACGUUCUCUCGCUCCUCGCGUUGUAGAAGACGAUGAAACCUGUCCGCGAAGCCAGUCCUCGCAGAAUCACGGCAGUCUUGUGAACCCAGGUGCCGAGUUCAACAUGACGCUCUCUCCCUCGGACAUUUUGCUCAAUGAGCUAGAAAAAAGACACGCUGCCAUGAUGCGGUCGAUUGAGAUGUUGGAGGAGCGGAUAGAUGAUGUAUCUGCACUCAUCGGCAGAUAA
Cyclocybe aegerita is the source of this 2883-nucleotide messenger RNA. NCBI's taxonomy places the organism in Eukaryota, Fungi, Basidiomycota, Agaricomycetes, Agaricales, Hemipholiotaceae. The record is from the annotation of a GenBank genome assembly.